Molecule: messenger RNA, 750 nt
Organism: Daphnia pulicaria
Lineage: Eukaryota; Metazoa; Arthropoda; Branchiopoda; Diplostraca; Daphniidae
Exons: 2
Coding region: 1-750 (249 amino acids)
Source: RefSeq, a predicted model, not a curated record
AUGGCGGCCAAACCGGCACCUCCAACGCCAAUCGUAAACAUAACAACAGCUCCAGCUCUAGCUUCAGCAAUACAGUCAAUCAGAUUGCCGCAACGGAAAAUAAAGCAUUUUAGAGGGGAUGUGCUGGAGUGGACCCAAUUCUGGGAAUCCUUCAAUGCAGCUGUGCAUUCCUCAACACUUUCGAACGUGAAAAAGUUUGACUACCUUAAAGAAUAUCUAAAAGGCGAAGCCUAUCCAUUAGUAAAUAAUCUUGAACUUUCAGAUGCAUAUUAUGAAGUCGCUAUCGACGAGCUUAAGAAAAUGUACGGGAGGAAGGACGUCCUAAUCGACGCACACUUCGAAAAAUUGGAUACUUUGCAGCCCAUGAAGGACGGGAAUGAUGUACCAGCACUGAGGAGUUUUCAACUGAAUCUCCAUUUUCUCAUAAGCGCUUCGGAAAUGUUAAGAGUCCCCACAAGUUCCUUUGGCGGACUCCUCGGAGCAAGAUUAAUUAAAUUGAUUCUUUCCAGGCUACAACUAGAAUGGGCGAAAUUGGUAACUAACAAAACAACGGACAUCGAAGGAGUUAUCAGGUUUAUUGGAGAACAAAUCGAUGCAGCCAAGAGAUACAACAGGAUUAAAGGUGUGGAAAAGGAGAAAUCGUCUCCAUCUCCUAAACAACCAAAACCGUCCGAUCCACCGCCAGCAACAGCAUCACAACUAGCAGUGGGAGCCAGAGCGAAUCCACCUCCACAGUUGGAUAGUUUGUGA